This is a messenger RNA of Amaranthus tricolor (Joseph's coat), 810 nucleotides long. RefSeq lists its product as uncharacterized. Lineage: Eukaryota; Viridiplantae; Streptophyta; Magnoliopsida; Caryophyllales; Amaranthaceae. Gene Ontology annotation, biological process: shoot system development; root development. The transcript has a single exon. The coding region runs from base 1 to 810 and encodes 269 amino acids. The record is from RefSeq and is a predicted model, not a curated record.
AUGGCAACUCCAAAAACUUCAUUGCACACCCGUUCGAUCAGUUUGCCAUCGACAUCUCACCCACUCGAUGCAACCACUGAAAAUCACUUUUGCAGGCUAAGGGUUGCACAAGCAGAGCCCUCGUCUUCAUCAACCUUAACCCGAAACUUAUCCAAUAUGAAAGAUUUGCACGAGCAAAUGAACGAUUUCAUUCUUUUGCCACACAACCUACAAAUCCUUUCAAACGAAAUCAUUAGGACACAGGUCGAUGAGGUUCUAGAUGGAUCUGUUACCUUACUUGACAUCUCUAGCACCACACUUGAUGCGCUAUCCCAAACAAAAGAAUCCAUUUUAGACCUUAAAUCAGCUUUCCGUAGAGGAAGCUACAAUGAAGGCAUUAAUACAUUUGCAAUGUCAAGAAAGAAAAUCAUUAAAGAUCUUUCAAAGUUUCUCGUCAAAAUUAAGAAAGUUGAACAAAAUUAUUCACCAAAAGUCGAAACUAAUGGCUCAAUCAUAAGUCUUCUAAAAGAGGCCGAAACAAUUAGUAUAGCAACAUUGAAAUCACUUGUAUUAUUUCUGAUGGGAUCGAAAGAAACUAAAGUUCGCGGUUGGUCUUUGGUUAACAAGCUUAUGAAGUCUAAAAGAUUGGAAAAUACUACUGAAGUGGAGUGUUUAAAUCAAGCUAUCUUGGACAAUGUUGAUUCAAAGGUUGUUAUGAAGCAUUUAGAAACAUUAGAAAUGGUUGUUCUUGAGCUUGAGAAAGAGUUGGAAUUUGUUUCAAGAUGCUUUGUAAAAACUAGAGUUUCACUCCUAAAUAUACUAAACCAUUAA